UCUGCUCCGCUGCUGCUGUCCGGGAGGGGUCUCGGCGGGGUCUCGGCCGGCGGGGAGCGCGGGAGGGGGCGUGCGGGCACCUGCUGUCCGUCGCCAUCAUGCAGCGCCGGGUGUUCGUGGUGGGCGUCGGUAUGACCAAGUUCACAAAACCUAAUGAGGAGAGUGCUGAUUACCCUGAUAUGGCUAAGGAGGCAGGCCAGGCGGCUUUAAGUGAUGCUGGGAUUCCGUAUUCAGCAGUGCAACAGGCAUGUGUUGGUUAUGUUUACGGUGACUCAACCUGUGGACAACGGGCUAUCUAUCAUGGUUUGGGUUUAACUGGCAUUCCUAUCAUUAAUGUUAACAACAACUGUGCUACUGGAUCAACUGCUUUGUUCGUGGCCAGACAACUAGUAGAAGGAGGUUUGGCAGAUUGUGUUCUGGCACUUGGCUUUGAGAGGAUGGCAAAAGGAUCCCUUGCUUCAGGUUUUUCAGACAGAACUAGUCCAAUUGACAAACAUUUGGAAAUUAUGAUAAAUAAAUACGGCUUAGCAACCGCUCCAGUAGCACCUCAGAUGUUUGCAAGUGCUGGGAAAGAACAUAUGGAGAAAUAUGGGACAAAUCCAGAGUACUUUGCAAAAAUUGCAUGGAAGAAUCAUAGCCAUUCAACUAAAAACCCGUAUUCCCAGUUCCAGCAGGAGUACACAUUAGAUGAAGUUCUGCAUUCUCGCAAAAUUUUCGAUUACUUGACUAUCUUACAGUGUUGUCCAACAUCAAAUGGUGCCGCAGCUGCAAUUUUGGCUAGUGAGGAGUUUGUGAAAAGGUACAAGUUGCAGCCCAAAGCUGUGGAAAUUCUAGCCCAGGUGAUGGCUACUGAUUAUCCAAGCACAUUUGAAGAAAACAGUUGUAUAAAGAUGGUUGGCUAUGAUAUGACUAAAAAAGCUGCAGAAAAAUGUUUUGAAAAAGCAGGCCUAAAACCUGCAGAUGUUGAUGUGAUUGAACUUCAUGACUGUUUCUCAGUUAAUGAGUUCAUUACCUAUGAAGCUCUGGGACUCUGUCCAGAAGGAAAAGCAUGUGACCUGAUUGACAGAGGAGACAAUACUUAUGGAGGAAAAUGGGUUAUUAAUCCUAGUGGUGGCUUGAUUUCAAAGGGACACCCACUUGGUGCUACAGGCCUGGCGCAGUGCGCCGAACUCUGCUGGCAGCUGCGCGGCCUGGCCGGGAGGAGACAGGUCCCCGGGGCAAAGGUCGCGCUGCAGCAUAACCUGGGCAUCGGCGGGGCCGUGGUGGUGACCCUGUACGGCAUGGGCUUCCCCGGAGCCGCCAGCACCGACCGUCUUGCGGCUGUGCCUCUCAGCGCAGCUGUUGAUGGAUUUAAGUCACAUUUGGUCUUCAAAGAAAUUGAAAAGAAGCUCCAAGAGGAAGGAGAACAAUUUGUCAAGAAAAUUGGUGGAGUCUUUGCCUUCAAAAUAAAAGAUGGUCCUGGUGGGAAAGAAGCAACUUGGGUAGUAGAUGUGAAAAAUGGUAAAGGCUCUGUGGCAGUUAAUUCAGAUAAGAAGGCGGAUUGUACAAUUACGAUGGCUGACGCUGAUCUGUUAGCGCUUAUGACUGGCAAAAUGAAUCCUCAGACAGCAUUCUUUCAAGGCAAAUUGAAGAUUUCUGGGAACAUGGGCAUGGCAAUGAAACUUCAGAAUCUACAGCUUCAGCCAGGCAAAGCUAAACUUUGAGCUCAUUAGAGUAAAGAGUCAGUACUUAUAUUCUUGACAAAAAAGUAGAAUGAAACUAGACAUUAUCAGUAAUAUGGCACAGGCUGGGUUUGAUUGGACCUCUCACCUAAAAUCUGUGGUUAGGAACCUUAAUUAUCUUAAUAAAUUCCAUCAGUUUCUCUAUGGGAAAGAUUUUUAGGCUAAGCUUGAGGCACUAACUCUUACAAAUGGUAUGUGGUGGGUAUUUGUGACAAUUUCAUAAAACUUUUCAUAUUGAUUAAAACAGAAACUUAGAGUUGAAUGAGGCUGCUUACCCUGUUGUUCAGGUUAGUUGGAAGGAGAGUGAGGAAAGUUAUAAGCAGUUUGACAUAUCAAUGAAAUGAGUUGCUUUUUUUAAAGCUGUAGUAUCAGGUCAUACAAAUACUUUCAGACUUCCAUUCUAACAAAUUUGCUGCUGCUUAAAUUAAAGUGGUCUUAUAAAGGGGAUCUCUAACAACGUUUUUUUAGAAUAGGCUUUAGGAAUUUGCUAUAAAAUACUUUUCUUAUUACUACUUUGGAAUUUAAAAAUAAACAAAAUACCCAGGAGUAAGGAAGAACUAGAACGUUGCUUUGAGAUUCACAGAGUCUGAUAAUACUUCACCUUGAAAAAAGAUUGGAUUUGCCAGGAGAGCAGAGAGGGAGUAUAACCAACACUUCACCUGCUUUCUCCUGAGAAAAUCUGGUGUUGAUCAUUAUGAAAUUCUUGUCAGUAAUGUAAAAGCUUUAACUUCUGUUUUGGGAAAAUGUAUUCUGGUUGGAAAUUUAAUAGAAAAUUAAAUAUACUUUUCCUGUUC
This is a messenger RNA of Falco peregrinus (peregrine falcon), 2515 nucleotides long. RefSeq names its product sterol carrier protein 2 (gene SCP2). Bases 99 to 1703 code for a protein of 534 amino acids. The transcript is spliced from 16 exons. The record is from RefSeq and is a predicted model, not a curated record. Gene Ontology annotation, molecular function: acyltransferase activity, transferring groups other than amino-acyl groups. NCBI's taxonomy places the organism in Eukaryota, Metazoa, Chordata, Aves, Falconiformes, Falconidae.